AUGGCAUCGCCAUUAUCCGCGCCCCAAACCACGACGCGUACACCGCGGCCCCGCAUCGGAAGUGGGAAGGCACACAAUGCGCAUGCGAAUCUGUGCAAAGUGGGGCAAAGUCUCUCCAUAAUGCGUUGGGUUUGCGAGUUUGUGGCGGCGCGCGGCUUGGAUGCUCAGGGGGAAGCCGUGCCCCUAUUCAUCGUAAGCCUUCAGCUGGCCAAGGGCAGCGGGAUUCAAUACACAAGGCCGUUUGCGAGGCGGCUAGCCGCGCGGCGAACACCUGCAAAAAGGUGCCCGCCGGACUCCAAAAGCCCACGACCGGUGAUUCCAUAA
Messenger RNA from Trypanosoma grayi, 324 nucleotides. RefSeq lists its product as hypothetical. NCBI's taxonomy places the organism in Eukaryota, Euglenozoa, Kinetoplastea, Trypanosomatida, Trypanosomatidae. The coding region runs from base 1 to 324 and encodes 107 amino acids. The record is from RefSeq and is a predicted model, not a curated record. The transcript has a single exon.